AUGCAUCUGAAACGUAUAGAACAUGUGGAAAAAAAUGGAACACGAAAACUCUAUUUGAGCAGUUUACAAGCACUACUUGCCGCUUUACAUCCAACAGAAAAUCCAGAACAAAAACCAAUAUAUUUAGAAAAAUAUCGAAUUCUUAUUCAAGCGAUUCUUGCGUCGGAACGAAAAGAUAGUGAAUUGCAAACGCUCUUCUACAAAGGUCUUCGAGAUCUUGGAACAGAUUUUCCUUCUGAAUUUGUUAAACUCGAUCCUACUGAUGUUAAUAUGCAUCUGAAACGUAUAGAACAUGUGGAAAAACAUGGAACACGAAAACUCUAUUUGAGCAGUUUACAAGCACUACUUGCCGCUUUACAUCCAACAGAAAAUCCAGAACAAAAACCAAUAUAUUUAGAAAAAUAUCGAAUUCUUAUUCAGGCGAUUCUUGCGUCGGAACGAAAAGAUAGUGAACUACAAACACUCUUCUACAAAGGUCUUCGAGAUCUUGGAACAGAUUUUCCUUCUGAAUAUAUUGAACGUCUUUUACAAAUGCAAUACAAUUCAAAAUUAUAUCCAGAACUACUUAAAAAUCUAAUUAAUUUUACCGGUGUUCGUUUAUCGAAAUUCAACACUGAAUUAGAAUUACCUAUUGAUACAACUGAUUUAGAUGAUCUAAAAGAUGCAGAUUUUCUUUUACCAGAAUUUUAUCGAACUGAUUAUUACGGUAUGUUUCUUGUUGCAAUUAUUGACGUUGGUUGUUCACCUGUAGCAUUGCGUCUUUUACCUAAUUAUAAAUCAAAUGUACGUUCGACAGAUCAAUUGCUAUGUCUCGACGUAAUGUCUGCUCUUGCAUUGAAUGAUCACCUUAUUGAAGCUUGUCAACUAUUUGAACAUCUCUCAUCGCUAUCAAAAUUAUCAGCUCAAUCAUGGUUUCAAUAUUCGGAAUGGUUAAUAGCGUUAUCGAAAUUUCAUGAAGCAUAUGAAGCUCUUGAACAAACAUUAAGACUCGACUCACAAUACAAUGAAGCACGUUUAUCGUUAUCAGCAUUACAAAAGCAAAUUGGAUUGAAUGAACAAAGUCAACAUACAUUAGCUGAAGUUGUGAGUCGACCAAUAAAAGAAGAAUUAAAUGACAAAAGUGAUUUUCAAGAUGAAAAUGAUGAUGACGAUGAACAACAAGAAGUAACUGUUGAAAAAAUUCACUUAUUAGUUGAACGUUGUAUUACACUUUAUGAUCAAAAUCAAUUAACAUUUUUUAUCCCAUGUGCAAUGCAGCUGUUUUUUGGUUCAAUAAAAUAUUUGCUAACAGUUGACUGUUCAAAACGUUUAAUUAAUUGUGGAACACGAGCACGUCGUCUUGAACUGAUACAAAAAUUAGUCGAUGAAAAACGUAUUAUAUUAAAUCCAUCCUAUACGAGAAUAAAUACAGUAUUAAAAAAUCGUAUUAUUGAUUUAUAUGGAAAAUUUUGUGAUGUGCUUAUACAUAUUAAACGGCAUGAUCUUCUUUUGAGAGUUACUGCAGCUGGAACAGUUAUUCCAUUUCUUUAUGCAAGAAUUGAUUGGCUUAUUCUCACGGAAUUUCUACUAUUCAUUAGUUUAAUGUUACAACAAAAUGGUGAUCUUGCCUUUCAAACAUGCCGAGAAAUCUUUCGAUGUUAUUCAAAAUCAUCGGUUAUACAAAAUUUAUUUGCAUUAACAGCAACAAUAACACCAAGUGUUCGUUUACAAAAAUUUUGUGUACGUUCAUUACAAAAACGACCAAAUUCACCAAUACUUCAUCAUAUGGUGGGCAAUUUUGCAUUGAUUGGUGGAACUUAUCGUUUAGCAAUUAUUCAUUAUAUGAAAUUAUUUCGUUUGACACCAGAUGAACCACUUGUUUCAUUAUUACUUGCUAUUUCAUUUGUACAUGUUGCUUGCCAAAAAUAUGCUUACUCUCGACAUCAACGCGUUCUUCAUGCGCUUGCUUUUCUUAAACAAUAUAGAAAUUUACGUGGAGAAUGUACGGAAACCUAUUAUAAUAUUGGUCGUUUGAUGCAUUUUCUUUCGCUGCAUUAUGCUGCUGCUUACUUCUAUCACAAAUGUUUAGAAACUGAAGCACCUAUUGUUGAUACUGAUGAUAUAUAUGGAUUAAAAUAUCAAGCAGCUUAUAAUCUUGCUUUAAUUUAUAAAGCAAGUAAAAAUGAAAAAUUUGCUCGACAUAUUAUUCGAACGUAUAUGACUUUGUAA
This is a messenger RNA of Rotaria socialis, 2208 nucleotides long. Lineage: Eukaryota; Metazoa; Rotifera; Eurotatoria; Philodinida; Philodinidae. The record is from the annotation of a GenBank genome assembly.